Molecule: messenger RNA, 783 nt
Organism: Oppiella nova
Lineage: Eukaryota; Metazoa; Arthropoda; Arachnida; Sarcoptiformes; Oppiidae
Source: the annotation of a GenBank genome assembly
CAUUGCUCGGAUGGCCAAUGAAUGAGUCCAUCGAUGGCUAUCACCGAUAAUAUCAAGACUUAUGCAGUGAUUCCGUCAGCCGGAAGGGGUCUUCGGUUGGCUGAAGACAACUCACUUCCCAAGCAAUACAGUAUUAUUUGCGACAAACCAUUGGUUUAUCACACAAUCAACUCGUUUCUCAGAAUCAAAUGGAUCGACAAAUUGAUUGUUGUCUUCGACGAGGAGAACGCCAAACUCAUGGAAGAGAUCGUGGCAUCCAUUAGCCAUCAAAACCGAAUCCAUUUAGUGAUGGGAAGUGAGACAAGACAUGGAUCUAUAGCUAAAGGCAUUGAUCUGAUGGCAGCCAAUGAGUGGUCGGUUCCCGACGUAGUGGUGGUCCACGACGGCGCCCGACCUCAUGUGGACGAACCACUUCUCUCACAACUGGUCUCUUAUGCUCUCGAAUAUGGAGCUUCGGGUGUGAUCUGUAAACUCACGUCUACUGUCUUAUCCGUAUCUAAUGACCACUUCUUGGAUAAGGCUUUGGAUAGAACUAAACACUUCGCGAGUGAAACGCCUCAAGCGUUUAGAUAUCAAUAUAUAAGAGACGCGUAUAAUAAGUGCUCUCAGGAUGACUAUGAGUUCAACACUGAAUGCUUGGAUUUGGUUCAGAGGUAUACCUCAUCUAAAGUGAAAUUAAUUGAAGCCAACGCUUCCACGUAUUUCAAAGUGACUUAUAAGAAAGAUAUCUACUCUGCGGAAGGAGUGCUCAGAGGUUUCACUAUUGACGUCAAUUUAAUUUAG